This is a messenger RNA of Cucurbitaria berberidis CBS 394.84, 2073 nucleotides long. RefSeq names its product WD40 repeat-like protein. NCBI's taxonomy places the organism in Eukaryota, Fungi, Ascomycota, Dothideomycetes, Pleosporales, Cucurbitariaceae. The transcript is spliced from 5 exons. Bases 1 to 2073 code for a protein of 690 amino acids. The record is from RefSeq and is a predicted model, not a curated record. Gene Ontology annotation, molecular function: protein binding.
AUGGAUCACGACGACUACUUCAGUCCUCAGCGCGAUGACCAGCACACUUCGAGUGCACACAUUGAGGAUUCAGAUACCGACAUGGCCGCAUCGGCAACCGCCUCGUCGUCCCGAGCCGCCAUGUUCAACUCGCCAGCCGCCCAUGCUCGAAAGCCAAGUAGGAUGUCGCGGUCAGGAGCUCCACGGCCUAUAAUCACUCCUACUAGUCCUCUGUCCUCGACCAUACCGCACAAUCUUCUCCCUUCAGCGCCCGCAUCGCCACCGACUCCUGCGCCGAGUCCCACACCCACUCAGCGAGUACCCGACUGGAGCACGGCAGCCGAACAUGAGGACUCACAUAUCAAAAAUAUACGGUCACACUUCAGUGAUAUGAACAGGGCAGAGCGCUUGCGACUACUUGGAGAACUGCUCAAUCUGUGCGACAGCCAGGAGUUGAGCUUUGUGGCUGAAUUUGUCAGCCCGAGGCUAAAGAAAGAUCCAUUCAUGGUACUUCCUACAGAAUUGUGUCUACGGAUCCUUGAAUGUGUGGACGACCCGACUACUCUUGCUCGAGCAUCGCAAGUCUCGAAAAAGUGGCGCGAAUUAGUCAACGACGACAGUGCUUGGAGGUUGUUGUGCCAGAAAUACUCAUUUAGGGCGCUACCAAAAGAGGAGAAGAGCGAAGAAGAAGACAACGACGACCGAGGCGACGAAAUGGAGGACGCUGAGCCCAAGCCCUGGUGGCAGAACGAAGACCGCACAUCAAGAACAGACGAUGUGACAGCAAGGGAGCACCUCGAAGUAGUUUCGUCAAGUGGCGGGACAGAGGGCUUACGGACACAGAGCCUUGAUCGCGAAGCCAAGAGGAAGUCAUCACAGCGUAGACCAGCAACCUCCUACCGGUCACAUUUCAAGCAGCGCUACAUGGUCGAGACCGCGUGGCGCAACGGAGGUGUAUGCGAUGCACGACAAAUCACACCAGAUCAAGGCGUAGUAACGAGUUUACAUCUGACUAAAAAGUACAUUGUUGUAGCGCUUGACAAUGCAAAGAUCCACGUUUUCGACACAGUGGGAGAUCACCAGAAGACCCUUCAGGGACACGUUAUGGGCGUCUGGGCCAUGGUACCAUGGGGCGAUCUCCUGGUGAGUGGUGGAUGCGACCGCGAUGUGCGUGUGUGGAAUCUUGCAACUGGCUUCCCCCAAUUCACACUCCGCGGCCACACUUCGACAGUCCGGUGUCUGAAGAUGUCCGAUGCGAAUACAGCAAUAUCCGGCUCAAGAGAUACCACCCUCCGAAUAUGGGAUCUGAAAAAAGGACUUUGCAAGCACGUUCUUAUUGGUCAUCAAGCUAGCGUCCGGUGCCUCGAGAUACACGGUGAUAUCGUCGUGUCUGGUAGCUACGAUACGACGGCUAAGAUUUGGAGUAUAUCCGAGGGCAAGUGCUUGCGCACUCUUACAGGACACUUUAGCCAAAUUUACGCCAUCGCAUUCGAUGGGAAGAAGAUCGCAACAGGCAGUUUGGAUACAAGUGUCCGUAUAUGGGAUCCCAAUGACGGAAAAUGCCUAGCCGUGCUACAAGGUCACACCUCCCUUGUUGGGCAGCUCCAAAUGCGUGAAGACAUUCUCGUGACAGGUGGAUCAGACGGCUCAGUGCGCGUCUGGAGUCUCGCGAAUUACCAGGCUAUUCAUCGAUUAGCUGCGCAUGACAAUAGUGUUACCAGCCUCCAGUUCGACAACACCCGGAUAGUUAGUGGCGGUAGUGAUGGUCGUGUCAAAGUCUGGGAUGUGAAGAACGGUACGCUUGUCAGAGAGCUCAGCAGUCCUGCGGAAGCCGUGUGGAGGGUUGUAUUCGAAGAAGAAAAGGCGGUCAUUAUGGCCAGCCGGGGUGGUCGAACAAUCAUGGAGGUUUGGGACUUUUCCCCACCAGCAGAAGAUGAAAUCGACUCGCGUUCCGCCAGUCCUGCCAGUAUGCCAGACCAUCUGGAUGUAGAAUAUAACCGCCCGCGCUCCGCCAUAUUACCAACAGUGUCGCCUCUAGUAGUUCGGGAAGACGCCACAGGUGACAUCACCAUGGGCGAUGCUGCAGAGUCAUAG